AUGAACAAAUACGAYAACAACGGCCCGCCGUAUGGCGGAGAGCAGCAGUACGGUGGUGGAGAAUCGCAAGGAUACUACAAUGGAGGCCAGCAGGCACCCCCACAGCAGCCCUACCAGCAGUAUCAACAGCCCGGAUACGACCAACAACAACAAACACAACAAAUGCCACCGCCGCCUUCCUACGGUCAGCAAAACCACGGUGAUGGCAAGCCGACUUUCGAUCAGACCUUCAAGGUAGAGCGCCCCAAGUGGAAUGAUCUUUGGGCUGGUAUUUUGUUCAUUCUUGUGUCUCUCGGAUUCGUCGCAAUCAGCGGUUACUGCUUGUACUCCUACUCCCAAACCAGCGGCACCACCAAUGGCGGCUUCAAUGGCUCCAACAACGACUUUGGCUUGAACGGCAACACUCUGGUGCUUUUCGCAUUCGUUUUGGUCGCGUCGCUGGUCUUGGGCUACGGCUAUAUCUCUAUGGCGCGGUUGUUUACCAAGCAGUUCAUCUGGAUCAGCGGGAUCAUCAACAUCCUCAUGACUUUGGGGACGGCCAUUUACUACUUCUAUCGCCAUGCAUACGCGGGUGGUGUGAUCUUCCUCCUUUUCACCGUAUUUUCGGUCAUCUGCUUCAUCUCCUGGAUCAAGCGCAUUCCCUUUUCGGUUCUGAUUUUCCAGACGGUGGUCGACGCCUCCAGAUCAUAUGGCCACGUCUAUCUGGUGUCCUUCCUGGGAGGCCUCAUCGCAGCGGCUUUCGGUGCUUGGUUCGCCGCGACAAUGGUCGCCGUGUACGUCCGCUUCCAGCCUGGUAACAACCCCUCCUGCAGCACGACUGCUGGAGCAUCGGGAGACUGCAGCAAGGCUACCGUAAUUGGACUGAUGGUCUACAUCACCUUUGCCGGUUACUGGAUCACCGAGUGGCUCAAGAACACGAUCCACACGACCAUCUCCGGAGUCUAUGGUGCCUGGUACUUUGGUCCACGCAACCCGUCUACGGGUGCCACUCGUGGAGCAGCAAGACGCGCCCUCACAUACAGUUUCGGCUCGAUCUCUCUUGGAAGUUUGUUGGUCGCCAUCCUCGAUAUGCUCCGCCUUGCCUGCUCUGUCGCUCGCAACCAGAACGGAGGAACCGGCAACUUCAUGGCGGACUGUGCAUUCUGUAUCUUGCAGUGUAUCCUUGGACUCGUGCAGUGGGCGUUGGAAUUCGUCAAUCGAUACGCUUUCUCAUACAUCGCACUCUACGGAAAGAACUACUUUGCCUCCGCCAAGGAGACCUGGAGAAUGAUCAAGGACAGAGGAAUCGAUGCUCUCAUUAACGAGUGCCUAGUUGGCCCAGUUCUGUCCCUUGGAUGCAUGUUUGUUGCUGUAUCUUGCGCGCUGGUCGCCUAUAUUUACCUCGACGUUACGGACCCAGCCUACAACGAAGGUGGAGCUUUCACCGCCGUCAUCGUCAUCUACAGCUUUCUCAUCGGACUGCAAAUCGCCAGCUGCUUCGUUGUACCAAUAAAUUCCGGUGUGGACACGCUGUUCAUGGCAGCGGCAUGGGACCCACAGGUGCUGAUGCAGGAGCAUGGAGAUUUGUACCACAGAAUGGUCCAAGUCUACCCACACGUCCAGCAGGCAAUACACGCUUGA
Molecule: messenger RNA, 1620 nt
Organism: Ramularia collo-cygni
Lineage: Eukaryota; Fungi; Ascomycota; Dothideomycetes; Mycosphaerellales; Mycosphaerellaceae
Product: related to Protein pns1
Exons: 4
Coding region: 1-1620 (539 amino acids)
Biological process (GO): transmembrane transport
Cellular component (GO): plasma membrane
Molecular function (GO): transmembrane transporter activity
Source: RefSeq, a predicted model, not a curated record